GGUGUUGGUUGACCAUACUUCACCAUUCUCGUCAUUGCAAAUUGAAAACAAGACGCGUUUAUAGGAGAAUGGACCGUACCGUUGUGUUGUUAUUGCUUCAGGUUGGCCGCCACCAAAGCAGUGAAGCUCUCGAGGAGGGAAUUGCUGGUCGUGAACGUCCACGCGUCCUGUCACGAUGUUCUGGAUCACGUGAUGCUGCGAGUGAAGGAGAAGGGUGAGCUGCGGCGGUUCUCCCUCUACCUCUCAGCUCAGCUCAUGUAUGGCCUGGCGUGCGUUUUCUCUCGCCAGAGCAGCUACCUCAUCGAUGACGUGCGCUCAUGUCUGGAGAAGUUGCACAGAGCGGCGACGGUGGCUCGCAUAGACAUGGAGGAGACAGAGAGACUGAGGCUGACGCUUCCGGAUCAGCUGGCCAUCAUGGAAGAGACCCUGGGAGCUGCUGACCCCUGGUUCGGGGUCAUGACCUUCCAAUCCCCAGCCUCAGAAACUCUCCACCCAAUCGAGUUUCAAGCAGAUGUGUUGAGUCCCCUACCUCCAUCUGGCUCUCCUCUAUCGCCUGAGCCACCAUUUACAAUGAGAGAUGUAAUGUCUCUGGUGCCAGAGGCAGGCAUGUUUGCAGAGCAAGCGGACCUGCCUGAGCUGUCCCCGCAAGAGAUUCAACACCUCCUAUCUCCCCACCUGCUCUCUCCUCUCGCUCCGCACGAAGCUGUGGUGGAGGAGGAUGAGGAGGACUUACGCAAGGAUGUAACAUUUGAAGAUUCUGGCGUCACUCAACAUCCAUCCAGGAUUUCACUGGAGACCGACGUGGACGUUACGAAGAGGCGUACGGUCGAAGAUAUCCUAGCUGCGUCACUCGUCGCUUCUCCUGACGCCCUGCAGGUCACACUCCCUGGAGCUGUAGCUCCAGCCAUGCCAAGCCCCCCCUCACCUCUUCAUAGAGCGGAUGACAGCAUGGACAGCCCCUUCCACCUGGCCCCCCUCAGCCCUCAGGGGGUCGCCCGCCCCCCCUAUCGACGACGCCGCCGCCGCCUCUUCAUCGACGACGUCAUCCAGAUGCCGCAGGACGAGAUGAGGGCCCAGGUGGACAGGCCCCAACGCGCGCUGCAGCCGUUUGUUCCAAUUGAGCCGGAAUCCAUUCAUAGGAAUUCCGUCUCUUAUCUUUUCAGAAACCCGGCAUCAGGCUGGCUGAUGGCCCCUCUACGUGAGCUGUGGGACAGGGCGGCUGCCCCUCCAGUGUCCGCCAGAAGACGGCCGCACGCCCCCACCGCGUCUCCCUCGUCUGUCUUAAGCGAGACCGAGGUGGUGAGAGCACAAGUGGAGAGGAGCACCUUGCUUGGAGUCACCGGAGAAGGAAUAGAGUCUGUGGAUGGGGAGAGCAUCACUUCUGCAGAAAUUGAUAAGUUUCCCAGAGCCUUGGUUCACGAUGUGGUGAUGGAGGCGGCGGUGCCGGAGGAGGUGGAUAUGAUGGAGGCUUCAGUGGAGGAAGCUUCCCCUGCAGUCGCCCGCUUCCCCGCGGUGCCCUCGCGCUCCCCCACGCCUCCCGCCAGGGUUCGAUCCCCGCUCCAGGCGGCGGAAGCGGCGGCGGCGGCGAUGCGGAAUCAGCUCCUGCAGCGCAUCGAGGAGUUGACACGAGAGAUGGAUGACACACUUAUGUCCCUUCUCAUCCCACAUGACCGCACAACACGUGGCAUGGCAGCCAGAGUCUUCAAUAUGUGUUUGGAACUGGCUGGGCACCGUAUUAUCGCUUUGGAGCAGACGCAGCCGUUUGGGGCGAUCCGGAUCACACGUGGACCCAACUUCACCAGCGUCCGAUGAGUCCAUUAUAAGAUUACUGAUCAAACCUUGCUGGCAGUGGCACAGGAGGUGUGUUAAAGAUGUUCAAACACCAAAUAGACAGCACAGCAGCUAUCAGCAGCUAACUUGUGGCAAAACAUGCAGACACCCUCUGCUAACAAUAAUAAUAAUAUGAAUGUACGCAUUCUCUUUGAAACUGAUUAGCCUACAGCAGAGCUCCAGGCUUCUAUUUGACCUCGUCUCACCAGCAAUGCAAGACCAGAGCACGCCAAGAUGUGAACAGUUCACGGGCAGUGCAAGUUGUCGGGGCACUUAGAGCUCGGCUUGAGCGGUUAUUAUCGAUCCAUGGAACCUUGUCAGUUUGGUGUUUGAACAUCGAAACGUCUGUCAGAAAUGGGGCAGAGCCCAUUCUCAUCGAUACAAUUAUCAGACAUUUAGAUUGUUGUGCACUAUUUUACAUAUGGCAUUAUGUUUGUUGCUAUAUUGCUUUGGUUUUACGUACAUGGUGACAGACAACAUUGAAGAAGUGUAAUCUGUGCGGCGUGCAUUGUCGCUGAGGAUUACAACGACUUUAUUACAUUUCUUGCACGUGUUAAAAUUACUCACCUUUAGGUUUGAUAAGCGAGGACACAUUUAAUCAGCAGCUAUUAAACGUAUUCUAUGAUAUUUUCAAAAGUACGUAAUAAUUACGCUACAUUUUAAUAUGUUAAUAGUGAUAAUUAAAGUAUAUUUAUUAUAUUUAAUGUAUUUAUUAAAUACGUGUAUUAAAUAUUUUAUUGAUUGUUUCACACGCAAAUAUAUACAAAGAGAAUCAAACACAGCAACAACAUUAAUACCUCUAUAUGCGUACAUUCUGUGAACUAAGAUUCAGUACAAUGAACUUGGGGUUUUUCUUACCAUUAUACUACACACAAAGCUAAAAUAAUGAAGUUAAACAAUGAUUAAAUGCACUGAAAUUAAUAACUAUUUUAUACAUUGGUCAUGAAUCAGAAUAACAUUAUUUUGAUUCGCUGUUUAAUUUAUUUACGUGAGUUUGUUUAUUAUGCUACUAUACAGUGUAAAGUAUAAUAUUAUUUUCCGUCUAGAUUACCUUUGCGUAAGGUAAGUUGAAAAGUGUCUCUUAGUAUUAAACGGUAAGUUACCAAGGUUAGGGGAGUGCAUCCUCAUAGCACGAAUGUCCUAAGUUAUUCUAAACUAGUCUCUAUUAAAUCUAAACUAGUCUCUAUGAAAUCUAAACUAGUCUCUAUUAAAUCUAAACUAGUCUCUAUUAAAUCUAAACUAGUCUCUAGUAAAUCUAAACUAGUCUCUAUUUAAUCUAAACUAGUCUAUAUUAAAUCUAAACUAGUCUCUAUUAAAUCUAAACUAGUCUCUAUUAAAUCUAAACUAGUCUCUAUUAAAUCUAAACUAGUCUCUAUUAAAUCUAAACUAGUCUCUGUUUAAUCUAAACUAGUCUCUAUUAAAUAUAAACUAGUCUCUAUUAAAUCUAAACUAGUCUCUAUUAAAUCUAAACUAGUCUCUAUUAAAUCUAAACUAGUCUCUAUUUAAUCUAAACUAGUCUCUAUUUAAUUUAAACGAAUCUCUAUUAAAUUCUAAACUAGUCUCUAUUAAAUCUAAACUAGUCUGUAUUAAAUCUAAACUAGUCUCUAUUAAAUCUAAACUAGUCUCUAUUUAAUCUAAACUAGUCUCUAUUAAAUCUAAACUAGUCUCUAUUAAAUCUAAACUAGUCUCUAUUUAAUCUAAACUCUAUUAAUUCUAAACUAGUCUCUAUUAAAUCUAAACUAGUCUCUAUUAAAUCUAAACUAGUCUCUAUUUAAUCUAAACUAGUCUCUGUUUAAUCUAAACUAGUCUCCAUUAAAUCUAAACUAGUCUCUAUUAAAUCUAAACUAGUCUCUAUUAAAUCUAAACUAGUCUCUAUUAAAUCUAAACUAGUCUCUAUUUAAUCUAAACUAGUCUCUAUUUAAUUUAAACGAAUCUCUAUUUAAUUCUAAACUAGUCUCUAUUAAAUCUAAACUAGUCUGUAUUAAAUCUAAACUAGUCUCUAUUAAAUCUAAACUAGUCUCUAGUAAAUCUAAACUAGUCUCUAUUAAAUCUAAACUAGUCUCUAUUUAACCAGAGCUCAGUGGACCUCAUCACUUUAUCUCUCACCACUUUAUCUCUCACCACUUUAUCUCUCAUCACUUUAUCUCUCACCACUUUAUAUCUCAUCACUUUA
Molecule: messenger RNA, 4003 nt
Organism: Petromyzon marinus (sea lamprey)
Lineage: Eukaryota; Metazoa; Chordata; Hyperoartia; Petromyzontiformes; Petromyzontidae
Source: RefSeq, a predicted model, not a curated record